AUGACUGAAGUAACAAAAUCCUCUGACGAAAUUUUGACAGAACUAUUUGAUUCGUUUAAAGCUGAAGCCAAAGUUGAUGUUUCUGAUAAUUCUGUAACACCCAAAAGUCCUAAAGAUGAAUCAUCUAGAAGUAAGAAAAAACGUAAGAAAGAUAAAAAGCAUAAAAGUGAUGAAAAGGAUAAACAUAGGAAAAAGAAGAAAUGCAAAAGACACAAGAAAAAAGAAUCCUCUAACCAAAGUGAUAAAAGUAAUAAGCCGAAAAAGAAGAAGAAACGGAAGCUUUCAAGUGAUUCCUAUGAUAGCGAAGUUGAAGCUAAACAAAGUACUAAAGUAGAAAAUGUGGAAAGUUGUAACAAAGAAAAUAAUCUACCUGAAGAAAAGAAAAUUAGUGAAGUAGCUGUUAAUAACCUUAGUUCUGUUGUAAAUAAUUUUGCUGUUGCCUGUGAUACAUCCAGCAUCCCCCUUCCCCCUUCGAUAGGAGAUUCGAUAUUAACUCAAAAGGUUGCUCAAGAUGUUCCUGAGGUUAAAAAACCUCAAGUCUCAGAAGUGUUUGAAAAACAUGCUGAAAAUGUUGGAAAACCUACAAAAAAACUAUUUCUACAAGGUUUAGACAAACCAAAAAUGUCGAUUAAGAUAGGGAAUUUGAAGAACAGUCAAGUUUUGGAAGCUGCUGAAGAAGCAAAAAUAAAGGCUGAUAAAUAUGAGGAGGGCGAAAUAACUGAUGAAACCAGUGAGGAAUCAACAAAAUUGCUGAUGAAAAUUGAAAUGGAAGCUACAUCUGAAAAUGGAAGUAUAGACAGCAAGAAACAGAAACUCCAUUCAGAACAGAAGAAAUGUAGAAAAAGGACGAAAUCCUCAGAUUCAUCUAAUCCAAAUUCAUCUACCGGCUCUGGUGAUAUUAAAUCUGAUGAGCAUAAAAAUGUUAUAUCAGAAGGAAGUAAUGGCCUACAAAUUAAUAAUGAAACUUCUAGCGUCAGUGAAAAUUUGGAAAAAGAAAACAAAAGAAAAAAUGAAAAUGAGUCAUCUCAUAAAAAUGCAAUAUCCGAUAAUAAGAAUCAGCUUAAGCUUAAAAAGCUUAGGCAACUUAGGGAAAGAAAGUUAGAUAAUUCUAGUUCCGAAGAUGAAUAUACCAACAAUGCAAAAAGUCCUUCCUCAAAAUCUACUAAAGAGGAUAGUAAAAAAUCAGUUAGUAAAAGUAAAAAAAGAAGUAAUAAACAAAAAUCCACAACGGACAGCGAUAGAUCUUCCUCAUCUGAAAGUUCUAGCUCUUUGGAAAGAAAUAAAACUUCAAAAUCUAAAGAAGAAACCUCUGCAAUAAAAGAUGUUAAAACUUCAAGCAAAACAACCAUAAAUUCUGUAUCAAGAAGGAAUUAUUCACCAAAAACAAAACAUAGGAAAUCAAAGUCAAGAGAUCGAUCAGUAUCAGCAGAUAAACAUUCUAGAUCAAAAGCUAAAAAAACAAGAUCUUCCUCGAGAUCUGAAAUAAGGAAAUCUAGAUCUGUAUCGAAAUCCAGAAUAAGGAAUUCUAGAUCACAAUCUAGAUAUUUUAACAGAAAAUCUAGGUCGAAAUCAAGAUCAAGACAAAGGAAAUCAUUAUCUAGGUCUCGGGAUAGGAAGUCUAGGUCUGUUUCCUACUCUAGAUCUCGAGUGAGAAGGUCCAGAUCGAGAUCCAGAGUACGUAGGUCUAGGACGCCAAAAAAACAUUACGGAAGAAAGUCCAGAUCUGCCUCAAAACAUAAAAGGUCUCCAUCACCACCCAGAGCCAAAACAAAGAAAUCUAGAUCACCUUCCAGAGCCAAGACAAGGAGAUCAAGUUCACCAUCUGUUUCUAGAGGAAGAAGAUCUAGGUCGAUAAAGAGGAAAUCAAGAUCCAGAGGAAGGAAGUCUUCUAGAUCUCCCUCUAAGUUACUUUCUUCCAAGUCAACAACUCGAAGGUCAAGUUCAAGGUCUAAUAUUAGAUCGCUUUCAAGAAACAGGUCAGGCUCUAAAUCUCGACAUUCUAGGUCUCAAAAUAGAAGAUCUAGAUCUAAAAAUGAAAGAUCAUUGAAACGUCGCUCGAGGUCUAGAGACAGUAAGUCGAGAUCCAAACAAUCAAGUGUCAAAAAUUUAAAAGGAAAUAAGGAAAGAAGUGCUAGAUCCUCUUCUAGCAAACACUCAUGUUCUAAAUUGUCUGAUUCAGGUUCUGACAAAUCGGAAUCAGAUUCAAAAUAUAAAGAAAGUAAAAAGAAGAAGUCAAAGGAUAAGAAGUCAAAUUCUAAAAAACACAAAUCUAAGCAUAAGGAUAUUAAUUCCAGAUUAUUAGCAUUAAGCUCUACUAAAGUCGAAUCGAGUUCGGAAGAUUCUAGUUCUGAUUCCGAAAGUGGUGAUAGUGACAAUGAUAGAAAGAAGUCCAACAAGUUUAAGAAUUCAAGUAAAGAUAAAAGUUCACGCACUGGUGAAGACAAGAAAGGUAAAACAAGCAAAUCAAAAAAAGAUCAAAAAGGAAAGAAAUCAAAAGAUAAAAUUGAUUCGAUUGAAUCAACAAAACCUAAAAUUUCAAAAGAGAUGGACUUGGCUGAUACUGAAAAUCUAAAGCCGAAAAUAAAUUUGAAACAGAAGAUUCAUUAUUCUCUUAUCGAUGAUGACCCUAUCGCAAUGACUGAAUCUGAAAUGAAAAUCCUCACUGCUAAAAACAAGUUAGCUAAAACUGCUAACUCUUCUGCUGACUCCUCAUCAAAGAAUUUAACUGAGAAAGAAGGGAAAAACAAAGAUUUUUCAACUCUCAAAAGAUUAAAAUCAAAACAGGAAGGCAAAACUUCGGAUUUAGAUGUUCUCAAAAGUACUUCUGUAAAGUCUAAAUUUGAAGAACAAGUAAAGAAACUAAAAACUGAUGAAACAAAAAAAAUUAUAACCGAACAUUCGCCUAAAAUAGAUGAAAUAAUGCAUAAAGGGAAAUCAGAGGAUUCUUUUAAAAAUUCCAAAGAUACUGAAGUAUCUUUAAGUAAGUCCAAAAAUGAGGAUACAGAUAAAAGUGAAAAUUCUUCUAAAAAACUUACUUUAGAAGAUUCUGCUAAAAAUAAAACUGAUGAAAUCUUUACGGAAGUUACAUCUUUAAAAGAUAAAAGUGAAGAAAAAAAGUCUAUCAUAACUAGCAAAGGUAGCGUAGAAAAAACUAAAAUUUCUCUGAAGGAUGACUCUAAAGAUUCUGAAUCAGAAAUUGAAUUGCCCCCAACAGCUAACUCUUAUGAUUCGGACGGACAACGGUCUGACACUGCUAUGAGAAAUAUAUUCUUUGGUAGCAAAUCUUCCUCUAAUUCUCCAGAUCGGGAGAAUGAAAGUUCUACCAAGAGAGCCAGUUCUCGUUCCUCCGAUGAAACCGAAUCUGAAUCGGACAAUGAAAAAACAUUUUUUGGUAUAUCUAAAGAUCGUACUGAUAAUACUUCCGAGGGUAGUACCAAAACUGAAUCUCUAGUCAAAGCGAGGAGUCAUUCUUCAGACUCAAACGAUUCCUCUAUUGAUAAGAAUAUUACUGAUUCCGAUGAAGAUUUGACCUAUGGUAAAAAACAAAUCAUUCCGGAUAAUACGGAGAUUUCUGGUCUAAUAAGUAAAAAAGAUUUUCCUUUUGAAAAACCCAGCUCUGUAAAAGACCACGAAAAGGUUGAAUAUUUCAUUAUUAACAAUGACGUCAGUGGUAUAGAAGUGCCUGCUGACAAUGUUGAAUCGACCAAGGAAUCUAGUCUGGCAUUGAUAACUUCAAGCGACCCAACUUCAGUCAAAGAGCUUUCCACUUGUAUUGACAAAAAGAAUGAAAUUUUACUAGAUUUAUCUCCUAAAAGAACUAGUUCUCAGGACUUAUUGUACGACUAUGAAAAGUCAGAAAUAGAAGAUGAAAAAUUAGAUUUUGAUGAGGAUAAGUCUUCUGAGAGUGAUGUUACUCUACCUUCAAGGAUGAAAGAAGACGUCAGAAUUCUUGAUCAAAAAGAAAAACCCGAACACACAUCUUUGGUUUCCAAAGUCAGUAAAGAAGUAGAUGAAGUUUACACAAGUAAGAUUAAGAUUAGCCAAGAUGAUGUAAGUUCUUUAGUAGCGUUAGAAAAAAAAUCUUUUAGUGAUGAGAAUAUUAUAAAGGAAGAUUUGGAUAAUGAAAAGUUAAGUUAUGAAAAAAUAGUUACUGUAGAAAAAACUGCAGACGUUAUUUGUGACAUUCCCUCCUCAAAUAUUAGUGAUACUCUUGAUAUUCCCGUUCCAUCAGUAGAAAAAUUGGACGAUAUAAGAAUUCCAUUUCCUUGCGAUGAUUAUAAGAAGGGAUUGAGUGAAUCAAAAAUAUCUGACACCAAUAUAAUUAUGCAAAGUGAAUCUAAAAGUGUAGUUAAAGUAGAUGAAACUCCUGUUAAUAAUAAAAAUGUUCUAACAUCACAUUUUAUUAAGGAGAAAGAAUCACUAAAAACGCACGACUUAGUUGAUGAUUCUACAGUGUGCCCUUUGCCGGUUGAAGAUAACAAGCAGAAAGUUACUACUUCCAGAGUUAAAUCUCUUUCUAGGAGUAGAUCUAGGUCUAAAAUUAAUAAACGCUCAAGAAAGGCUGAAAGAUCGAAAUCUAGGUCAAGAAGGGAAACGUCCAGUUCGAGGAGAUCAAAAUCAAAAGAUAGAUCUUCAUCUAGAAGAUCGAAGUCCAAAGAAAAAUCUAGUAGAAAAGGAAGAUCAAAGUCUCGAGAUAAAAGAUCUCGUUCGAAAGGUAGGCAUUCUAGGUCAAAGGAAAGAAGAAGACGGUCUAGAGAGAGGAGAAGCUUAUCUGGUUCAGGAAGAUCUCGCUCAAAAGACAAAAGUUCAAGGUUAAAAGAUAGGAGGUCACGUGAAAGAAGGUCAAGGUCAAGGAGACGUGCUUUAUCUCGGUCUAAAAGGAGAACGAGUUCUAGAGACAGAAGUUCUAAAUCAAGAAGGCGGAACCGAUCCAGGUCUAAGGAUAAAAGGUCAAGAUCAAGGGAUAGAAGGAAGAGAUCAAGGUCUCGUGAUAAGAGGUCCAGAUCGAGAGGCCGUAGAGCUCACUCUCGUUCUAGAGAGAGGAGAUCCAGAUCCAGGAAGAAGAGAGGCAGAUCUCAAUCUUCAAGAGAUAAAAGGUCCAGAUCUCGUACUAGAAAGGAGCGCUCUCGAACGAAUUCCAAAGAUAGGUCAGUAUCGAAAGAUAAAAAAUGUAAAAAGGAUCGCGAACAACAAGGAGGUUGCAAAGUUAAAUUGUAUUCGAGAUCUAAGUCAUCGGAAAAAAAAUCUGAGAUGAGAUCUAAUUCUAGUGACAAAAAAACAAGAUUGCCUUCAAGACAAGAGAGAUCGAAAUCUUCAUCCAGGUCAUCUUCCAAAGAAAAAGAGGAAGACAAAAAUAAUAGAACUAAUACAGUCGAGAAACCAGAAGCAAGUGAUAAAAUCAUUUUAAAUGUUAAGUCUCCUGUUCAGAGUAAUAGUAAUGUAGUAUCGUCCAAUAAAAAAGGUUUUUCAAGAUCAAAAUCUGAGGAAAACAGGUCUUCCAGUGAAAAAGAAAUGUAUACUAAGUCCUCUUCUUCUUCAUCUUCUUCUGAAAAAUCACCUGAACGAUCUUCAAAAGAAAGAUCUCAAUCACCGUCAUCUGUUCCGAAUCCUAAAAAAUGUAGAUCUAGGUCUAAUUCUAUUUCUAAAUUCAUUAUUGAUAGUAAUUCAGGUAGUAAAAAGUCAAAGUCUCCUGAUACCAAACUAAAAAGAUCGAGAACGAAAUCUCCUGAUUCUAAGUCAAAGAGAUCGAGAACGAAAUCUCCUGAUACUAAGCCAAAGAGAUUGAGGACGGAAUCUCCAGACUCCAAGUCUAGAAGAUCGAGAUCAAAGUCACGGGAUAAACGGAAAGCUAAAGAUAAAAGGGCCAAAUCGAAAGAUAGAUCGAGGUCAAAAGAAGUUAAAAGCAAAGCAACAAAAGCCAGAAAAUCUAGAUCAAGAGAAAGGAAAAGUAAAACGGAAGAAAAAUCUUCCAAAUCUCAGAGGAAGAGGUCGAGGACUAGAUCAAAAUCUAAAGAAAAGAAUAAAUCUAGGGACAAAAGGUCUCGCUCGCGAGAGCGUAGGUCUAAGUCUCGAGAUAAAAAAAGCAGAAGGUCUCGAUCAAGAUCCCGAAGAAGGAAAAGUGACAAAAAGGACAGAUCCAGGAGGACAAGGUCACGUUCCAAAUCCAGAACUCGGAAAAGAUCCAAAAAAAGCAGAUCUAGGAGUCGCAGCAAAGAUGAAUUUUUCAUUGACAAGUCUAAACUUCUAGAAAUCGCUAGGAAAAAUGCUCUUAGCAUGAUGAAACAAGGAGCUGUCGGCACAGACCUCAACAAAGUCACUGCCAUCACCGCUGGAGGAAAAACAGUUGAUGAACUGACAGAUUUUUGCAAAUUGCUGUCGCAAAAGGAUGCUACAGGGCAGGAAUCAGUCAGUUCCGAAUCCUCCAGCGAAAAUGAAAGUGAGAAACCUUUUCAUCAUCCAUUCCAACUUAAAGAGAGGUCGAACAAUAUUAUUAUGAACAUAAGGAAUUGCGCCUCCUUGCCAGUCAAAACCCACUUAGAAAAAACUACUGAAAAUGCUCAACAGCUAAGGCUACAGUUUCCUGUUUCUAGUGGGCAACUUCACCGGAAAUCAGAGAAUGAAUGGAUUCCUGUUUCACCUAAAAAGACUGACGAACUGAAAGCCAUUAUGCCAGCACCUUUGAGAAAACAAGAAGAGGAACCACCCAUUUACCCUGGCCUACAGGAAACUGCGCAUUUCUCCAAUAUACCUCUGCCUAAUUCAUUACCGCAUCCACAACCGCAUUUACCUACAGUACCCCAAAUUGGAAACCCUUGGCCGAAACCUCACGAUUCAGGUCUAUUUACUGGCACUACUGGUGCUAGAUUUUUAUCUCAAGCAGAGCUUGCGUCAGGACAACAAGCCUGGGCAAAAAAAGAUCUAGAACAGGUCUCAGGGGACUUACCUUCAACAAUCUCUUCCUAA
Nezara viridula (southern green stink bug) is the source of this 6963-nucleotide messenger RNA. The record is from the annotation of a GenBank genome assembly. NCBI's taxonomy places the organism in Eukaryota, Metazoa, Arthropoda, Insecta, Hemiptera, Pentatomidae.